UGUUUUCUGUCAAAUUAGAAAAAAUCAGCCAGUGACCAGUGAUGUGAUCAUAGACAAACUGGAUGCAGAGAUUACUGCUGGAUUUGAUUUUUACCCCACUCUCGACAUCAUAGGAUGUAAACAAAACGAGUUUAUUUUUAGCACAGUUUAAUUAAUGAAUAAUUGAUAAUAAUGUGAUAAUUGCAAUGAUGCAUUACGUAAAUAAGGGGAUAAUAUCUCAGCAAGGGAAGUAGGGUUAUGUUCCUGAUAACAAGUAGCAUAUUAAAAAAAUAAAUUCAAUUACUGGCAGGUAUUCCUGAAUAGAAACAUAUUUUCCUUAAAAUGUGAAAGUUUAUAAUAUGACUUUGGAUAUAUUACGUAUGCCAUUUCCGAAUAAAGCUUUGCAAUGCUAUGUUCUGAUGAGCAUAUGGAUUUUGUUACUUGUAGCAGGAAUUUACAAGUUCCUUGAGACAAAACAAGUCUCUCCUGAACCUACGUUAGCUACUGAAUUAUUUCAUAACUUGGCCAUUGACGUCAGAACCAAGCGAAUCUUCAAAAUAUGCAAUUUUCCUAACGAUAUUACUGGUGGGGAUGAAGGUAUAAUUCUAUCAAAAAAAUGGACGCUGAAAGGUCUCAUAAUUUUAUUGAGACAUGGUGAUAGAGGUCCACUUCAAUACGUGAGAAACAUAUCAGCCGUGAAUUGCGGAGGUUCGCCGUCUGAACAUCUCAACUCGUACAAGAAAUAUCUCCAAAACCUCACAUCUUAUGAGAAGAUAUCAUGGAGUACACCCGGAUCUUUCCACGGUUUCCCCCUUUUACCGAUUCACCCCACACAGUGUCAACUUGGUCAAUUGACAAUGCAAGGGAUUCAUCAACAUCUCACACUGGGCGGAAUCCUCAGGCAGAGCUACUUGGAGGUCUGGCCAAGGUUGAAAAAUCUCAGUCAUUAUGACAUAACAGUUUACAGCACCAGGUACAGGAGGACCUUCCAGUCUGCCCUUGCCUUCCUCAGAAAUUUCCUACCCCACGAAAUCUUGACAAAAAUUCCUAUCUAUGAGAGUCAGAGUAUGAAUUUUUGUUUCAAGGACUGUGGUUGUCCGGCGACAGAAAAACUGACGAAAUACGUGAUGAAAUGGCUGAACCAUCAGUUGAAAUCCCAUCCAGCCGUAGCCAUUCUUUCGGAAUCCACAGGACGAUCCUUGUUUUCUCCAGGGGCGGAACAAGGCAGGCUGGGAUCUGACCCCCAGUCGGUGAGAGACGCUUUACUGACCUACAUCUGCCAUAGUAGCAGCCUACCUUGUGAAACACCUUUCAAUUGUAUCAAAAGGCAAAACGUUGCCGGUAUAUUUGCCUACACCGAUUGGUUGAAUCAUCAAAAAUGGAAAGACCCCCAUUGGCGAAGGCUUUGUCUGCUUAGGUCCUACGGACUCAUCAGGCAUAUUGUGCAACAAAUGCUCCACAUAGUAUCCAGCAGUGGGCCUUUCUUUGUUCUUUACUCAGGGCACGACCACACGAUAGAACAACUAACGACCACACUGGGUAUUCAAAAUGAUCCGUUGCUUUUGAGAUUCGCAGCUCGGAUAGUUUUCGAAGUCUAUCAAGAAAAUAGGGAUAUACCGAACAACGAAGCUACUGGAGUAUAUUUCAGGGUGCUUUCUAAUGGGAAAGAUGUGACUAGGCAAAUAACGUUUUGUAAGAAUGUUUUAGCGUUAGAGAACAAAGUAGUCUUGUGCAGAAUUGAAGACAUUGUGAGGUUCCUACAUGAUGACUAUUUCAGCAGUUUGAACGUUACUAAUUUCAAAGAUGCCUGUUGAAAAUGUUUUGUAAGAAAAUCUUAACAGAAUUUUUUGUUAAAACAAAAAGUGGUAAGCACACUUGGUAAGUAGAUAAGAAAGUUUUUGGGGUUACAUAAUAUAACAGUGUAUGUAUAUACUAACCUUCUUGAUGAGUGUUGUUGAUAAUGUGAUUUUCAUUGGUUUUGUUUAUACUUCAUCAUUAAUAAACAUUUUUAUUCUUCUUUCAUCAUUAUUUCGCUCAUUUAGUUUAAUGAAUGAAGAAAUAUAUUUUCAUUGAUUUUUAAAUAUAUGCCUAUGGAUUUUUAGGCUCAUUUCAUUGAUUGACUUUAUUUCUGUUCCUAAACAAAUCUGCUGAAAUGGGAUAUUAACCUAGAAAAGUA
This is a messenger RNA of Coccinella septempunctata (seven-spotted ladybird), 2155 nucleotides long. Its product is annotated as 2-phosphoxylose phosphatase 1. Bases 339 to 1793 code for a protein of 484 amino acids. The record is from RefSeq and is a predicted model, not a curated record. Gene Ontology annotation, biological process: dephosphorylation. Gene Ontology annotation, molecular function: phosphatase activity. The transcript is spliced from 6 exons. Lineage: Eukaryota; Metazoa; Arthropoda; Insecta; Coleoptera; Coccinellidae.